AUGGUCACGUGUUCAGAGAUAAUGUUGUUCAGUGUUUACAUAGAAAACACAGGUCUGUGGAAAAAGCUGUUCUUACCACAACGCUGUUUGUGUGUUGAACUUCCUCAUUCUUCGUCUGAAAUGGCUGCUAGCUGCAGGGUGAAAUUGAAUGACUGGAAAAUGGAUUCAUCUUCUGAUGGGUUCCCAGUGACCGUUUUAGAACUAACUGCCUCACAGCUAGGAUGCAAUCCAGCGGAUCAGAAACUUGCUUUCCACUUAGAUGAAGAAGAUGAGCUGAAACACCUCCGUGAAUGUUUCCAUAUUCCAAAAGUCAAGGAUCUACCUCCAACCGACUCAACUUUAGUGAAUGAAAAUGAAAGCUGCAUAUACUUUGCUGGGAAUUCUCUUGGACUUCAGCCAAAAAAAGUUAAAGCUUACCUGGAUGAAGAGUUGGAUAUGUGGGCUAGAAGAGGUGUUCAUGGUCAUUUCAAUGGUAAGCGCCCAUGGGCUUUAGGAGAUGAGUGCAUCGUGGAGCUUAUGGCUGAUAUUGUGGGUUCUCGAAAGGAAGAAGUAGCCCUAAUGAAUGGCCUGACUGUUAAUCUGCAUCUCCAGAUGUUAUCUUUUUUUAGCCCUACUCCAAGUCGCUAUAAAAUUCUUCUAGAAGCCAAAGCCUUUCCCUCUGACCAUUAUGCUGUUGAGUCUCAGCUUCGGCUUCAUGGACUUGAUGUGGAGAAAUGCAUGCUCAUGGUACAGCCACGCAAGGGGGAGGAGACCUUGAGAAUUGAAGAUAUUCUUGACAUAAUUGAGAAGGAAGGGGACUCUGUUGCUGUAAUUUUGCUGAGUGGAGUGCAGUACUACACAGGACAGCUGUUUGACAUCCCCAGAAUAACAAAGGCUGGCCAGAAAAAGGGUUGCUAUGUUGGCUUUGACCUGGCUCAUGCUGUUGGUAAUGUAGAACUGCAUUUACAUGACUGGGGGGUAGAUUUUGCCUGCUGGUGUUCCUACAAGUAUUUAAAUUCUGGAGCUGGGGGCCUGGCUGGUGCCUACAUUCAUGAGAAACAUUCCCAGACUAUAAAACCAGUGCUAAUAGGCUGGUGGGGUCAUGAAUUCAAAACUAGAUUUCUCAUGGAAAACAAAUUGCAACUAAGUCCUGGAAUCAAUGGAUAUCGGUUAUCAAAUCCUCCAAUUUUAUUGGUCUGUGCACUGCAUGCUAGUUUAGAGGUCUUUGGGCAGACUACAAUGAAAGCACUGAGAAGGAAAUCCAUUCUGCUAACGGGUUACUUGGAGUACCUGAUAAAGCAUUACUACAGUGAGGAUAAAGCAAAUCCAGAGAAACCCUUUGUAAAAAUAAUCACACCACCUCAGAUUGAGGAAAGAGGAUGCCAGCUCACACUAGUUUUUUCUGCUCCAAUCAAAUCUGUAUUUAAAGAACUGGAAAAAAGAGGAAUAGCUUGUGACAUGCGAGAACCAAAUGCUCUUCGUGUUGCCCCAGUUCCUCUCUACAAUUCUUUCCAUGAUGUACACAGAUUUAUUGAAAUCCUGGGAUCUGCAAUUACAUCUGCAAAACAAGCAGCAAACAAUGCUGCACUAUCCUGAUUUUAUUGAUGGCUCAGCUAUCAUGCACAACCGCUGAAAAAUCCCCAGAAAGUAGAAAGUGCACAAGUUCUACUUGCAGAAUUUUGCCCAGAUACUAUAAUUGGAAGGAUAGGGGGUUACAGAGAGCAGAGCUUUCCUUUCAGAACAAACAGGGAAUUCAGUCCCCUGAAGUUGUUCAUCUCUCAAGAUGUACACUGAAGGAGUCACUGGAGGCCCUGUUCUUCUACAGCAGCUUCAGGUCCCUCUGGAACCUGGCUUCAUAGCUGUCCCCAGCUGACCUGGGAAAAUCGGAGGUACAAAUCAGUGCCUGUACCAAAUACCAACCUUGUUCCAUGGGAUAUUCUGAUGUGAGGUGUGCUCAAUCUCUCCUAUUGGAGUUCCAUUUUAAUUAAAUAUUCAUUGGGCCAGAUGAAGAGUGAGAACGAUUCUACUGCCCAAUAGCUAUGGCACUCACCUGAGGAAUAGCAGCUCCCCAUUCAAAUCCCUUUUUCUCAUCAGGCAAAGUGGGGACUUGACCUGGGAUCUUCCACAUUCCAGGUGAGUACCCUAACAACUGAGCUAAAGGUUAUAAGAUACUUCUCUUCCCCUCCUCCCUUAUCAGGUUAUGUGGCAUUAGUUGCAAGAAAUUACUUAGGCCCCUGAACUGCCUGAUUCUGGGAGAGGGGCACCCAGUUGUGGGUUACAAGCAGAAGUAGGUGCCAAACUCCCAAAAAGGGGAAAGGCUUAGGACACACCUUUCUCAUCAGUGUCUCCUAUGGUGGCUCCCCACCUAGUGUGCUGGCUUUUGCUUAUUACGUUCCAAGGUGCCUAACUCUCCCCAUACAUUGUACAGGGAGCCUAGGUGAUUUCCCAGGUGCCUAAAUGUCAGUAAUGAGCAUUGCAAUGCCUAAAUCCCUUUGUGUAUCUGGCCUUAGUACCCACAGAAGGCUGUUGGUCACUUUUUCCAACUAGCCGAAGAAUAAUUUUCUAUGCUAAGCCUAGACUUUUGUCAAUAUUUGUGAAAUAUAUUUACAGGGCUUCCAACAUUUAGAAAUGAAUAACUUAUAGGUCAGCAAUUCAUAUUUUUAUGUUCCUAGUUUUUAUUACCUAACUUACUUGUCUAAGUAUCAUUUUAUGUUUCUAGUUAAAUAUAAGUGAAAAUUGAUUGGGGGUAUUUCUCAGUGGAAUUCUAUCUUUAUUUCAUCAUAAUUGCUUCAUAUUUGAAUAAUGACAGAUGAACUGCUUCAUUCAAUUGCAGUUUUAAGGCUUUGAAGUCACAAUAACUGCAAAGGAUUUAAAUCCUGAAGCCAUUAUUAUGGCAGGGAAGGCAUCAGGGAAAAUGAAAACUUAUGGUGUUGUAAUUUUCCAGCAAGAAAAGUACUCGUAUGGCUACACAGCUUCUUUCCUGGACAAUUUGCUAACCUUACUAAAAUCUACUAAACCUCAAUGAAAUGACCAGCUGGUACAACUUCUAGCACACCAAAUGUCUUCUACAGUGCCCAGAAGAAGACAUUAUAAAUGUUGAAUGAAAGUCCAUGUAUUAAGUAAGCUUCUCUAUGGUUAUUUUGAUUUAAAGUCACAUGCUAGCUACAAACCAUUUAGAAUUCUAUGCAGCUACAAUACUGUAUUUCACCAAUAAAGAGUUCAUUAGAUCUUUUUUUUUUCUCUCUGACAUUUACAUCUAGUCCUGAGUACAUGUUAGUACUCUAAGGUAUGAAUUUCAAAGUUCCCUUUAUCUCCAUGUUCAGAAAUUAAUCAAACAAUAUGAAACUGCUCUGGAAAAUAAGGAACAAAUCCUGCAUUCAAAUACGUAUCCAAAAAGUUGUUACAUUAUAACUUGAUUGCAGGGUACAAUGCAUAUAGCCACUCGCUGAGGGAAGUUAAUCAGAGUAUUAUUUACUUGUUACUUGCAUUUUACAGAAAGAUUUUAAAUACUUUGUCAUUAGGUUAAAAUAUGACCAAAUUGUAUAUCCAGCAAACUUUCUUCUGCUAUGAGGCAGCAUCAACGCAGAAGAGGCAUAGCAAAUCAUUACUCAAAGUGACUCGAAGAUGCGGAUAAGCUUUAUGCAGGAUUCCAAAGUAUGUCUGGGGACAAGGAACACUGACAACCCUUUUUCAGAAAUGAAAGGCAACUGCAUUCUUAUCAUCGCCAGGUAUAAAUACAAAGAUAUGUGGAAACUGUCCCAGUAAUUUCCUAGUUAAAGCACAUCUUAAAUAAAAAGAUCUCUCUCUCACACACACAACCAGCUGGUGAUUCCACCAAAAUUUGACAGUAAUGACUCUCUGGUGGGCCUUCAUCUUGGCCUAGUCUAGGAAGCCCUGACAUGUACCAUUUGCAACAUCUUGUAUGGGAUUCAAAAUUACAUGGAGCACCAACAAAACUGUCUCACAGAACUGAGAAUAUCCAUUACAGUGGAGAGAGUGUUGUCUAGUGGUUCCAGCAGGAGGAUGGGAUGGGACUCCUAGAUUCAAAUUACAGCAGUACAUGUGUAUCAUAAGGCUUACUGGCAAUUAAUGAUUGCAAAAUACGCUUGGAUAUGUGCACAAAAGGUCCUAAAGUCAGACAUUAUUUCAAAAAAUAAUGUGACCAGCCCCAGCCUUGACAGGUAAAAUUUAUGUGAUAUAUUUACUUUCUAUGUAAAGAGAAUACUGUGGUACAGUCAGAUAUUGUGGGUCAGUAAAUGUUUGCUUGUUUGGUUAUUUUUAAUGGAAUCCACUAGAAUGCA
This is a messenger RNA of Dermochelys coriacea (leatherback sea turtle), 4280 nucleotides long. RefSeq names its product kynureninase (gene KYNU). Gene Ontology annotation, biological process: NAD+ biosynthetic process. Gene Ontology annotation, cellular component: cytoplasm. Lineage: Eukaryota; Metazoa; Chordata; Testudines; Dermochelyidae. The transcript is spliced from 15 exons. Gene Ontology annotation, molecular function: kynureninase activity; pyridoxal phosphate binding. The coding region runs from base 1 to 1575 and encodes 524 amino acids. The record is from RefSeq and is a predicted model, not a curated record.